GAAUACCUGUUCAAUUCUUAGAAACGGUCAGAAGUUCGUGUAGACAACUACACAGUACAUCAUGAAAAAAAGUGAUCAAGUAGAAAAACUGCAUUAUUAAGGAAAAUCGAAUUAUUCGAAUUCAUCACACGCCUUAGGAUUGCGAGCUAACAAAGUUUAAGUGCAUAAUAUUUAUCAAAAUAUUACAGCAACGUUAACAGAAUAAUUUUGGAGAAUAUCAUUCAUUUGUAUUAAAAUGACUGACAGUACUAAGUUAUAUAAAAAGUUCUAUAUACUAUUUCAGGUUAUUGGAUUAGCACUCAUAUAUUUUGUAUACUAUUGGAUUGUUGUAUAUCGGGGAGGAUUUAGUUUUACGGUACCAAAAAUAAUAUUCAAUUGGCACCCAUUAUUGAUGACAAUUGCAUUCAUAUAUUUAUUUGCAAAUGCUAUUCUUCAUUAUCGUACAUUUCCAAACAAUAAAAAACAAAAUUUAAAAAACCAACAUGCAUUUAUUCAUGGCUGUAUCAUAAUACUUAUCGUAAUUGCUAGUUUUGCUGCUUUUGUUUCACACCAAUAUGCUGUACCUAAAAUUCCGCAUUUGUAUUCUUUACAUAGUUGGUUGGGAGUUAUCACUAUUGUGAUGUUCUUAUCACAGUUUAUAAGUGGACUUUGGUGUUUCUUAUACCCUGGAGUCGCUGCCCAACAUAGAGAAACUUUGGCUCCUUAUCACGUGUUCUUUGGCAUUUCCAUUUUCACUUUAGCAGUUGCAACUUCUGUACUAGGAUUCACUGAAAAAAUUAUUUUUGCUCUGGAUGAUAAAUACAAACUUUUGCCGUUAGAUGCUGUGCUUGGAAAUAUUUUAGGCAUUGUUUGUGUAUUGUACUGUAUACUAGUAGUUUAUAUGAUUACCAAACCAGAAUUCAAGAGGUCCCCUAAACUAGAAUACGAAACUUUAAUUAAAUAAACAUUUAAAAUAUAUAAUGUAAGUUUUAAGGUUUUGUGUUUGUAACUCAAGAAAAGAUGUUGACUGAACUAAUAAAUUAAAGAAAAAAAAUAUUUUUUGAAAUUA
Melanaphis sacchari is the source of this 1048-nucleotide messenger RNA. Its product is annotated as cytochrome b561-like. Lineage: Eukaryota; Metazoa; Arthropoda; Insecta; Hemiptera; Aphididae. The transcript is spliced from 7 exons. Gene Ontology annotation, molecular function: oxidoreductase activity. Bases 236 to 943 code for a protein of 235 amino acids. The record is from RefSeq and is a predicted model, not a curated record.